AUGUCUUUGGUCCAUGAGUCACCUGAGCAUAUAUAUGCAACACUCAAGGAGAACGUGCCAUUCAAGGCACGGUUGAUUGCCAACGCUUUACCAAUAGCAGGUACGGAAGAAGAGGGGUAUUCCCCUAUUUACCGAAAUGCAUACUCCACACACAAUUUAAUAUCCAGGUUGCAUCACUCCUUAGACACAUUGUAUACAUUGUUUGAAUUUGGUUAUAAAUUUACUGCUGAGCGAAAUGCGCUUGGAGUUCGAGAGAAGUUGUCAGAUGGUUCGUAUGGAAAGUAUCAAUGGCAAGACUACCGCACUAUUAGACAACGAAGUAGGAACUUGGGCUCAGGUAUAUUUUUUAUUUUGGAGAAUAACCCAUUUAGAACCAAGAGUGAAGUGCACCGGAAUUUGAACUAUGACCCAACUAGAAAGAAGGACUCCUUUAUCUUGACCAUAUUUAGUUCAAAUCGUCCAGAAUGGGUAUUAGCCGACAUUGCUAGCUUCACUUACUCCAUCACCAACACAGCCUUAUAUGACACAUUGGGUCCAAAUACCAGCAAAUAUAUUCUAGAAUUGACAGAAUCACCCAUCGUCUUGUGCUCCAAGGAGAAAAUUUCCAAGUUGAUAGAGUUGAAGAAGGAAAGUGACAGGAUGGACAAGUUGAUUGCUGUUGUAUCUAUGGAUAAGUUGGAAGGACCUGAAGGUUCUCAAUUGAAACGUUUUGCUGCAGCAAACCAAAUCGCCUUGUUUGACUACGAAUAUGUUGAGAAGCUCGGGGAAACAAACCAACUAACUCCUAUACCACCAACUCCUGACACCAAAUUCACAAUUUGUUUUACGUCCGGUACUACUGGAUCUGUACCGAAAGGAGUUGUAUUGACCCAUGAAAAUGCGAUUGCAGGAUUGGUUUUCAAAUAUGGGAGAGGUUUCAAAACUGGGACCACGAGAUUGUACUCGUACUUGCCUGCUGCACAUAUUCUAGAGAGAGCCAAUCUUGUCUACGGUGUUUGUGUUGGUGCAGAAAUUGGAUUCCCUCUGAGCAAGUCAACAAUGGCCUUACUUGAUGACGUCAGAGAAUUACAACCCACCAACCUUGCAACUGUACCAAGAGUGUUGUCAAAGUUGGAAGCAACAAUCAAAUCGCAAACAAUCCACAGUGAAAACCUAUGGACCAGGUACAUAUAUACCAAAGCCAUCACUGAGAAAUUGAGACUUCAAGCACAAGCUCUGGAUGAAGAUGCCAACCCCCCUCAUUUGGUUUAUGAUACCUUGCUUGAGACUUUUAAAAAAAGAUUGGGACUUGCCAGCGUUAAAACAAUAGCAACUGGCUCUUCACCCAGUAGUCCGGAGACAAUUAGGUUCAUAAAAGCCGCGUUGAAUGUUGGAGUAUCUAAUGGUUAUGGGUCGACGGAGUCUUUUGCGGGAUUUUUGUGUAGUAAACAAUUUGACCACGACCCAGGUUCGAUUGGUGCAAUUGGAGUGACAGCUGAAUGCAGGCUACGAGACAUCCCGGAAAUGAACUACACUUCCAAAGAUGCAGAAGGACCAAGAGGCGAGUUAUUGUUGCGAGGACCGCAAAUAUUCAAAGAGUAUUACAAGAACCCCGAGGCAACUGCUGAAUCAUUCGACAAAGAUGGAUGGUUCUGCAGUGGGGAUGUUGCACGUAUUGAUACCAACCGCGGCAAUCAAAUGUAUGUUGUUGACAGGGUCAAGAAUUUCUUCAAGUUGGCACAGGGCGAGUUUGUCACUCCUGAAAAAAUUGAACUUGUUUACUUAUCGUCAUGUCCGCAUAUCCAACAGAUUUUUGUUUACGGAACGUCACUUGAAUCGUACCUCAUUGGUAUUGUUGGCUUGGAUCCUGCAUCAAUUGCAGAUUAUUUAAGAAGCAGGUUUCACAAUGAAAUCGGUGUCAGGGAAGAUAUCCUCCGCUUUUUGAAUGACCCAUCGAACAAGAAAAUAUUCCUUAUGGACCUCAAUAAUGCAGUUAAGGAUCAAUUACAGGGAUUUGAAAGGAUACACAACGUUGAAGUAGACUUUGAUCCGUUAACGGUUGAGAGGGGGGUUAUUACACCGACUCAGAAGAUUAGACGGCCUCUUUGCACAAAGUAUUUUCAGGAAAACUUGGACAGAAUGUAUCAAGAAGGAUCAAUUUUGAGAAACGAAAAGUUGUGA
This is a messenger RNA of Lodderomyces theae, 2160 nucleotides long. RefSeq lists its product as uncharacterized. Gene Ontology annotation, cellular component: membrane; endoplasmic reticulum. The record is from RefSeq and is a predicted model, not a curated record. The transcript has a single exon. Bases 1 to 2160 code for a protein of 719 amino acids. Gene Ontology annotation, molecular function: long-chain fatty acid-CoA ligase activity. Gene Ontology annotation, biological process: long-chain fatty acid metabolic process. NCBI's taxonomy places the organism in Eukaryota, Fungi, Ascomycota, Pichiomycetes, Serinales, Debaryomycetaceae.